This is a messenger RNA of Papaver somniferum (opium poppy), 1742 nucleotides long. RefSeq lists its product as uncharacterized. The coding region runs from base 738 to 1247 and encodes 169 amino acids. The transcript has 2 exons. The record is from RefSeq and is a predicted model, not a curated record. NCBI's taxonomy places the organism in Eukaryota, Viridiplantae, Streptophyta, Magnoliopsida, Ranunculales, Papaveraceae.
UUAUACUACUGACGGACUUUACGUACUUGGUUAAGAUAUUGGUCAAAAUGCACAAUUCGUGUGGAGUUAAUUUCUGAGAUCUUAUCGUCUCCGAGAUCAAUCAUUAGAGUAUCUAAUAGCAGAAGAUCUAACGGGUUUCGUAUAGUACCCGAAUUCAACCGUAGAUUUCAUUUUAGUGAAUCCCAACACGUCAAUCAAUCCUCCUUUUAAUAAGUGGAAAACAUAAUCACUCGAUAAAACACCAAUUUCUUUUUGGAGAGAGAUAUGCUGAUAAAACACUAGAGGAAGAGAUCGAAAUUACUAAGGAAGAAAGAAAAAAAAGAAGAUUAAUUAGGGUUAUGAAAGUUCUCAUUCGCCGAUUCCUCACCAGUUUCUUCGUUAAAGAUUUCUUAUUCUUAUUAUUGUUUAAAAAAUAUUCAUUUUUAUUUGCUUGAAGAUUUUCUGAUUCAAUUUUGUUCAAACAACUUUUACAUAAUCGAUCAACAGAUUUCUGAAACUUGAGGAUUUCAACGAAUUUGGUGUACGCAAAAGUAACUAUUUUUUUUUUCUUCACUAAAACGACAAAAAUAUUUUAAUUUUUUUUCCGCUGCUUUUUGAUUAUUUUGUUUGUGACUUUAAUUUAUUGAAGUGGUUGUGGUUGUUUUUUGAUCGAUUAAAGUUGCUCCUAUUUUGUUUCUUCAGUAUUAUUAAUAUUGAUUUCAGUUAAAUUUCCUUGAUCGUUUUAAGGUCAAUUUUCCAUGGCUUUAGCAUUUCCUCAAUUGUCAUGGUGGUUAUGGAGAGGAAAGGCGAAUGAAACUACUACUUGCGGUGCUUCUAAUGGUUCAAACUCUUCGUUGGAUUUGAAUUCAGGCGUUAGAGAAUUUUCUUCAGUGAAGAUGCCUUUGAGAAGAAGUAAUAAAAAAUGGCAGAGUAGAGAUGAGAGAAGAAUUGAUAAAGAAUAUGAUAUUGUUUUCGUACCAUCAGAUGGUGGUUGUUUAUCAGGAUCUGAAUCAGAUGAUUCUGAUUGGUCUGUUGGUUGGAACGAACCCCAUGGCUCUGAUUUUAUAAGUGAUGAUGAAACUGAAAGCUUCGCUGUUUUAGUUCCUUGUUAUGGACGUGGUGCUGCUGCUACUACUCGUGGAGGAGAUGUUUCUGUUGAUAAUAGUGGGAAUUCAAGAAAUCAGCUUUUGGGUGCUAUUGGGGAGCUUACUGAUGGAGGCUCAGCUGAGUACAUGGAGCAGUGGCUCACUUCUCUCCAAAACAGCUGAUAUUCAUAUCAGCCGAGUUUCUGCUGGUUACAACUGUAUAAAGAAUGAAAAGGGGAAAAGGAAAAACAAAAGGAAAUAAAUGUGAAGGACAGGAUUUUUUUUUUUUUGCUACCAUUCCACUUAUGCUAGUGAGGAGAUGGUGGCAAAACUCAUCAUGCUGAUAACAAUUGAUGCUUAAUGUAAUUCUAGUUUGUUUAUAAGUGUGCAAGAGGAGCAGCUGCAGUGAGAGGACUUUAAAAGGAAGGAUGAGAAUCACAACUGCUCCAGAAACUCCUUGUUGUUUUAUAGACAUUAAUUGCAGAAGAAGAAGAAGUCCUCGUUUUGUAAAUUUUGAUGAUUUCUUUUUCUUCUGGAAUCAAUUAUCCUUUUCAUGAUAAGAGAGGUGUGGGUGUGGACUUGUAUAUAUGUUUGGUAUCUCUAGAUUCUUUUCUUAAUUAUUGUAAAUAAAAACUUUUGUAGAUAUGGAAAGCUUUUUAUAUAAUGCCUUCAGCUUUA